AAUGUAGGGAGGAUCAGAGUCUGAGCCUUGCGCCCCCUACCGGCAGGAACACCACCAGACACCAAACUGAUGACGUGGUUCGGUCCGCUGACCAGAGCAGCAGUAUGGCCGACCAGAGCAGGCAAAUAAAACUCGCUGCAGCUAAGAAAAAGCUGAAGGAGUUUCAGCAGAAGAGCUCCCCUGCUAGUGUGGGAGGAGAAAAAGGUAGUGGAGGAGGAGGAGGAGCAGGGGCCAAGAAGAAGAGGAAGAUUAAGGGACCUAGCCAAAAUGAUGCACCUUCAAUGGACAGAAGCUCUCCAGACAAUACCUUUGCUGAUAUGGUGGUCAUGGGGUCUUCAGUUCCCCUGCUGCUGGAGGAGCCAAAGGGCGAGACUGGUCGCAGCUCACCUGUGUCUAACCCCGCUAGUGCUAACACUGCUACUACUAUUAACCCUGAGUCUGUCAGUCACAACACUGACAUUCAGGACUAUCCUGAUACCAACGGCAAUGAGAGUUUAACAGAGGAUAAUAGACCACUGUCUUCCACAGAGAGCCUGCGACAGCUCUCACAGCAACUGAACGGCCUGGUCUCUGAGUCAUCUGCUGCUUAUGUGAAUGGCGACAUUGCACCUCGUAGUGAUGAGAGAGAACUGGAGAGUCGGAACCAGGAGCUGGCAGCCGCCCUGGAGUCCAGCAACCUAACAAACUCUCAGCUCAAUACCAAGCUAGACCAGCUGGCACAGCAUUCCCAGGGGCUUUCAGAGCAGCUGCAAAAGGAGCGAAAAGAAUUUGAGCAGAGGUUUUCGAAAGAACAGGGAGCUAUGCGGGAACAAUUGCAGGUACACAUCCAAACCAUUGGUAUAUUGGUAUCAGAGAAAUCAGAACUACAAACAGCACUACAAUAUACACAACAGGCGGCACGGCAGAAAACAGCUGAGGCAGAGGAGUUGAAUAACCGUCUGCAGGCAACAAAGCAGAGAGUGUCAGAGCUGGAGAGAACUCUGUCCUCUGUCUCAACACAGCAGAAACAGUUUGAAAAACACAACAAAGAGCUUGAAAAGGAGAGAGACAACCUGAGGCUGGAAAUGUUUAGACUAAACAACUUGAGCGAGGAGUCGAAGCAGCAGAACUCAGAGCUGUCGGAGCAGCUAAAGCUGAGUACACAUGAGAAUGGAGCAAUGAGGCUCGAGGUGGAAGAUCUCCGCAAGAGGCUUGAGAUAGCUGAUCUCAUGUUGCAACAGUGUUCCAGUCAGUCAGAUCCCACCAGUGCUAACCAGCAGGUCCAGUUACUGCUGGAAGAGAAGCAGCAUCUGGAAGUACAGAAUCACCAGCUGUUGGAGUCGAUUGCCAAACUAAAGACAGAGAGGGACUGUUAUGCAGAGCAGAUCCAAGAGGAGGGUCGAGUGUGGAAGGACAAAACAGAACAGUUGCUAACACAGGUGUCUUUGGUUGCAGAGGAGAGGGAUCAAAACAUCAGCCGAGUCCAAGAACUGGAAGCCAGCAUCACAGAGCUGAAAAAUGCUGCAGCAUUAUUGUCGCAGGAGAGAGAGGUUCAGGCUGAAGCAGAGCCUCAGUCCUCAGGGCCAUCAGAGAGUGAGAUGGCUCUGCAGGAGGCCCUCAACACUCUGCAAGAGGAAAAAGAUUCUCUCAUUGCGCAGUACCAGGCACAGCUGCGAGAUAACAAGCAGCUGAGCCGCCUGUGUGCAGAGCAGGAGGCGCGUUUGGGGGAGCUGGAGCAGCAGGUGGAGCGCCAAGUUCAGGAGGAAGAGGACCGCCGGCGCAUGUUGGAGGAUGUUCAGUCGGACAAGGCCACUAUCAGCCGUGCUCUCACCCAGAACCGCACACUGAAGGACCAGCUGGCUGAGCUACAGAACGGUUUUGUCAAAGUGACUAAUGAGAACAUGGAGUUGACCACUGCCAUCCAGUCAGAGCAACAUGUGAAAAAGGAGUUGGCUCGCAGAAUGGGUGAACUGCAAGAGGAACUGCACAGCGUGAAGGAGCAGCUGGAACUGAAAAGUAAGGAGACUCAGGGGCUGAUGGAGCAGAGGGACCAGGUAGUGGCCCAUCUGCAGCAGUACUGUGCUGGCUACCAGACCUUGGCCUCAGAGAGGGAACAGCUCCACCACCAGUAUCUGCAGCAGAUCCAGCUCAUGGACCGACUGCAGCACGAUGAAAGCCAGGGUCGUGUGCAACUGGAAAUUAGUCACAGUCAGCUCAGACAAGCGCAGGAGCAGUUGGAGCAGGUAGUCAGAGACAACGAGCAGCUGAAGUCUGAGGUGAGGGAGCUGCUCAAUAGCUCAGCUCUUGCCCCAUCAGCCAGAGACCAAGGUGAUGGAGUGGAAAGCCAGUCCUUGCAAGAGAGCCCAAAAAAGUCUUCCUCUAUAGUAAUCCCAGAAGACUUUGAGAGCCAGAAGGAGAUGGAGGAGUUUAUCCGAGGAGCUUUGGCUGAGUUGGAGGCAGAGAGGGACGAGGCCAGGAGGCAACUGGAGGAAGAGCACAGGCUCCACAUGGCAGCCAGGCACCAGACCGCUGUGGCACUCCAACUUGAACAGCAACACCACAUCCACAAACCUGUUCAUGACCAGCAUCACAAGCACGAUCACACUCAGGGCCAACAUAGUCACUGUGAACACAGUCACGAGCAUUCAGAAGGAGGAGUGCCAGUGGAGGUUCAUCAGGCCUUGCAAGCAGCCAUGGAGAAGCUUCAGCAGCGUUUCACUUCCCUCAUGCAAGAGAAAGCUGACCUGAAGGAGAGGGUGGAGGAGCUGGAGCACCGCUGUAUUCAGCUGUCUGGAGAGACUGAUACUAUAGGAGAGUACAUAGCCCUGUAUCAGAAUCAGCGAGCCAUCAUGAAGCAGAAACACCACGAGAAGGAGCAGUACAUCAGCAUGCUGGCCCAGGACAAGGAGGAGAUGAAGACGAAGCUGGCAGAGCUGCAGGAUCUGGUGAUGAGGCUGGUCGCUGAGAGGAACGACUGGUACAGCCGCUACACAGGCGCAGUGGCCGGCGCAGGUUCAGCGAACCCCGAUCUGCUUCCUGUUGGACAGGAUCACGCUCACCCAGAGCACCCAGAGCCUAAUGCUGUCGAUGGAGCAGAAGCCAUGGAAGUCAUUCCUCUGUCGGAGGCCGCCACAGGCCCGGAAGCCCCCUCUUCCCAGACAUUUUCAACCGGGUCAGCCCAGGCCGACCCAAAGUCUCUGGGGCCCAAAGAGGACGGCACAGCCCAGCAGAUCAUGCAGCUGCUCCAGGAGAUCCAGAACCCCCAAGGAGCGCUAAGAUCACCUCCCUUUCUCGGGGAGAACCCCUGCAUUCCCUUCUUCUACCGGCCUGACGAACAGGACGAAGUCAAAAUCCUGGUGGUGUGAGGUGUGGGUGUGACAGAGCCUGGUGUGUUUUUGUGUGUGUGUGUGUGUGUGCGCGUGUGUGUGAUAGAGAGAGAUAAUGGACAUGUGUUAAAGUAUGAGGAAUAUUAAACACCACAGUUUACCAUAUUUGUAGCUUAUUUAUCACAUUUACAAACACUUGCAAAACUGGUCACAGAUAUGUGAAUGUCUUUGACCCAGUUGAAUUAAAAUGCCCCCUCACUGUUCUAUUGUUGGCACAAAUGUGUAGAUUUUUUUCUAUGAUGCUCUUCCCAGAAAAGAGAUAAUCAGGAUUCCUUAAUGCAAUCUGAUUAUUCUCCUUACCAGAAUUUUUGAUUCCCAUAUUUCCUCUUGUCUCUCAUCUUACACAAAAGUGCAAUAAAGGGGCCAUAUAUUCCGCCCCCUCGCUGACAAAGUACUUAAAGAGCUGUCAGACAUUAGCAGCCUGUUUGUGUGCAACUUAAUUUUAGUGCAAAUCUCAGUUUUCCACAAUUCACUAUACAAAUGCCAAAAAAUAAAGGGCAUCACUUUUGAAUGUAUUAACCACAAUAUUUACCUGUAUGUCUGUGUAAUGACAAAAUGUGAGGAGAAAUGAUGAAGAGUGGGGUGUGAGCAGAAGUCAGCAAAGAAGCUUAGAGCUCAUACUAUCAUAAUAGGUUUUGAAUCUGUUUCGACGUCAAGAGCUCGCUAGUUACAUGUUCAGGUUCGGGGAGGUGGAGGCAGGUGUUGCAGGUUGGUUCUGUUCCUCAAACUAACUUUUCUCUACAUUGUCUUUUUCCUUCAAACACUGAAAAUAAGUCGUAUGUUUGUAAAGUGCAAAAUGUUAAUAUAUGUGAAACAUUUGUGUUGUGAUGUCACACAUCCUGUAAGACUGAGAGAAGUCACAGACGUUACAAAAAGGUGGUUUCAAAGUUGUUGGGGGUCAGAUGCAAUUUAACGACCACAUGAAGAAACAAUACAAAUUUUGGUUAAAGGUACUAAGGCAUUAUUUUCUCAUUAGUUGCUCAAACAGUGAAAAAGGGCAUCUUGUUAUGCAGAUAAAUAAUAGAACUUGGGUGGGAUGCAGUGCCAGGGCCUGUUUUCUGCAUCAUUGUUUUCUGCAAGUUGUUCUACAUUUUAUCUUUGGCAUUAGUGUGAUGGAUGCCAAGGUGCAGUUGCUUGACGAAGUUACAAGAAAUGUGGUGUUAGAAUCUCUUUAUCUGCACUCAUGAUAAUCUUUCUUCUUCUUAAAACAUUUGGCCAGUGUCAUCACAAUCCUCUAAUCCACACUCUCAUCACUCAAGUCAUGAAAAUAUAUGUUUUUUCCCCCCUCAUCAGAGCUUUUCAUCCAUUUUUAGCUCCAACUUCUCGUUCCUGAGAGCCUGCUCUGUUACACUUGUUUGUAGGUUAACAUAUCAGGAUGAAUUAAUGCAAUCCUUUACAACUGGAAUGUAAGUGUACGUGAUGCGUGUGUAACCCAUACUGUUUCCUCCUCAACCGAAGUUGCAUAUGCUGAAUCUUUUGUAGGGUUGUAUCAGAUUAUAUGAGUAAGAUUGCACUAAAACUGUACAAAGCUUCUCGUUCAGCUCUGUCCUCUCUGGCUCGUUGGGCAGAUGAUGUUUGUACCAUGGAGCCUCUUAGCUGGGCUUAAUAACUUCUGAGGAGGAAGAAGGUGAAUCCUGUGAAGCCACUCUUUUAAGCUGAGGGUUCCAGUUGAAACAAAUUUAUUUGAAAGUGUGUGUUUGUGCGAGUGUAUGCACCGUUGCACUCGGAGGUUGAAAGAGGAAGGUGUGUAAAUAUGAGUAGAGAGGGUGAAAUUAAUGAGAUCGCUCGCUUUGCGAGGUUGUGAUGUUUUUCUUGAAAGAGAAGGACCAAUCAGAAAUUAGCAAAAAUUAACAUCGCAUUUAAAACCAGUGAACAAAAACAGUUGAAUUUGUCAUGUUCCUUUUUUGUUACUCUUGUACUGGCCAACAAACACUCCAAUUGGCAAAUCUCCUUUUGGGCAUUAAAAACAAGGAAUUAGAUAGGAUCCCAACAUCUGGACUGACUAAAUACCAUUUCUUGAAGACACUAAAGGUGUUGGGCUUUCAGAUGGAUGUGCUCAUAUUCACAUGCAGAUUGGAGGAUUAACUGAGUGGCAUCUUCAGUGCACAUCUCUUUCCCUUGACAGCUGUUAACUACUUGCACUGUCACAUUACACCAUUUCAGAUUAAAUUAAGGCAGAGGCUUUGCAUGGUUUUAACAUGCAAGGAAACGAGGGUCUCAUUAUAAGACUGUUCUAGAGAUAUUUGUACCGUCUUAUUCGGAUGUCUUUGAACAUUAAGAUUUUGUCUGUUUAGACACAUUUGCUCGGUUAUUAAAUUGCACAUUGAUAUUUAUCAACAAAAGCAACAGGACAGAAAGCAUUAGCGCAAUUUCUGUAUUUUUUUUUUCAGGAAAAAUAUAAUUAAAAUAUGAAUAAGGUAUGUGGAGGCCAUAUGUAUUUGUUGGUGUUUUUUUUGUUUGUUUUUAAUAGGGAAAGUAAACAGAAUGGUGUCUACCCUAAACCACAGCACUUUGUAAAUAAAUGUUGUGGUUGCUCUCAUUCUCAAUCGAAUUCUGUCGCUUUUCAGUUUCUUUUGAAAUGUGCCACAAAGUUUUUCUUUCCUUGUGUUUUUGGGAGGAGCUAAAAUAUACAGUAAGAAUCAAUUUAGUGUCGUUCCAGGGGUUGUAAAAUAAUAAAAGAAGGUGGGAAAAAUUACUUCCCAUGCUUUCUAAUUCACUGUUAAAUAUGUUAUGCGUGAUUGAAACAAAUAGCAAUGAGAGAGCAUUUAUUGUCUUUAUUGUAAAACAGGUGUUGUAUAUACUGUAACUGUGUAACAUAUUGUAUAUUCAUUAUGCCUGGUGUGUGGGGGACAAGCUGCUCGGCCAUGUUUACUGGCGGUGUGGACUGUGUGUAUGUGUGUUAGCUCAGAGUCGGGCUUUGGCGAUUGCUGACUGGCUGUGAUUUAAUACAAAGAUUGACUAAAAAAGAGAAAAUAUUCUAUUUAUUUGGAAUAAGUUAGUGUCACAACUAAUCAGUUUUAAUGUAAAAUUGAAGUGAGUGUCGGAUGGAAAUGAAGGAUCUUUCAGAGAACUGAUUUGUUCGAGGGCUGCUUCUGUCAGAAGCUUACUGAUUUUUUUUUUUUUUUCCUUGAGUAAUAUUUUCUCCCCUUUUCCUGAAUAAAACUGAUUGAGCAACUUAAA
Scatophagus argus is the source of this 6545-nucleotide messenger RNA. RefSeq names its product golgin A2 (gene golga2). Gene Ontology annotation, cellular component: Golgi cisterna membrane; cis-Golgi network; Golgi apparatus. Bases 105 to 3344 code for a protein of 1079 amino acids. Gene Ontology annotation, molecular function: protein binding. The transcript has 27 exons. The record is from RefSeq and is a predicted model, not a curated record. Gene Ontology annotation, biological process: Golgi organization. NCBI's taxonomy places the organism in Eukaryota, Metazoa, Chordata, Actinopteri, Scatophagidae.